This is a messenger RNA of Anarrhichthys ocellatus (wolf-eel), 3639 nucleotides long. RefSeq names its product mediator of cell motility 1 (gene memo1). The record is from RefSeq and is a predicted model, not a curated record. The transcript is spliced from 9 exons. The coding region runs from base 430 to 1323 and encodes 297 amino acids. Lineage: Eukaryota; Metazoa; Chordata; Actinopteri; Perciformes; Anarhichadidae.
AAUAACACAAACCAAUAAUCCUCUGAUUCCGACUGUGACAGAUGUUCUGUAAUUUCUCUUCUGGCUAUACGAUAUCGGCACAUUAAAAAUAUUUUUGAUUUUCUGCCUUUCCAAAUUUGCAUGAUAAUAGCGCCAGACUGUCUGACUAACUGACGUUAGCUUCUCUCUCCAGCUGACUCGUUAACCGGCAUCUACACAAUCAGCUGACGGACCACUGAGCUUGUUAGCCAGCUAACGUUAGCCAACACUGAGCUAACACUGAGCUAACGUCAGCUCAGCUGUCUCUCUGAACUGCCCUUUGUCUUUACGAGCCAGUCAGCUAGCUGGGAUCGUUUCUCCUCUUGGUUAGCUGACACUGGCUCUUGCAAUUUUACUUUUUUUAGCCUGACAAGAGUUAAGCAAACCAAGAUAGGCAGCUUGGGAACCAAGAUGUCGAACCGAGUGGUGUGCAGAGAAGCAAGUCACGCCGGGAGCUGGUACUCUGCUUCGGGAUCCCAGCUGAACGCACAACUAGAAGGCUGGCUGUCCAAAGCAGAGUCCUCAAUCAGACCCGCAAGAGCCAUCAUAGCGCCGCAUGCUGGGUAUACCUACUGUGGUGCUUGUGCAGCACAUGCCUACAAGCAGGUUGAUCCCUCUGUUACUCGUAGGGUGUUCAUCCUGGGACCUUCACACCAUGUGCCCCUCUCCCGCUGUGCCCUGUCACCUGCAGAGAUCUAUAGAACACCUCUCUAUGACCUGAGAAUCGACCACAAGGUUUAUGCUGACCUCUGGAAAACUGGGUUGUUUGAGCGGAUGAGUCUGCAAACAGAUGAAGAUGAGCACAGUAUUGAAAUGCACUUGCCUUACACUGCUAAAGCCAUGGAGAGCCACAAAGACGAGUUUAGCAUCGUCCCUGUGCUUGUGGGUGCCCUGAGUGAGUCCAAGGAGCAGGAAUAUGGGAAGCUGCUCAGCAAGUACCUGGCAGACCCUUCCAACCUUUUCAUUAUCUCAUCCGACUUCUGCCACUGGGGUCAGCGGUUCCGCUACACGUACUAUGAUGAGUCUCAAGGAGAGAUCUGCAGGUCUAUCGAGCAUCUGGAUAAAAUGGGGAUGGGCAUUAUAGAACAGCUGGAUCCCAUGUCUUUCACCAACUACUUGAAGAAGUACCGCAACACCAUCUGUGGGCGUCACCCGAUUGGAGUGCUUCUAAAUGCUGUGGCUGAGCUGAGGAAGUCUGGUUUAGAAAUGAACUUUUCUUUCCUGAACUACGCCCAAUCAAGUGAGUGCAGGAACUGGCAGGACAGCUCCGUGAGUUACGCUGCUGGGGCUCUCAUCGCUCAUUGAGGUCGACUUCCGCAGGGGCCACUGCAGCGCCGCCGCCGUCGUCGUCCUGCCCUUACUAUCUGUCGCCAUAACCUGACCCAGACACCCCCCCCCCCCAGUUAUGCCCACUAUUUGCAGGAAGGACCUAGACACUCACAGCCAAUAUAGUCGUCUUUCUCUGUCUCUCCCUCAGCUCUCCUCCUCCUUUCUCCACCCUCCUCUCAGUUUGAAGUGUGUCGCAGAGCUUAUAGUUGAAAUAUUUAGCUUGAAGUGCAGUUUUGAGACUAUGGAGGUGCAAAUGGUUAGAGAAGAUGGGAAGAGUGGGUAUCAUUAUGUCUCGGAGUAAGCGUUGGGAGGGGGAGAUCCUCCUUGGGUUUAGUCCCAUUUAGUUUUCCUGACAAAGCAAUCUUAAGGAGCAUUUUUGAAGUUUUUCCAGAUGAAAAUGGAAAGAGUACUUUGACUGACUGCUUCAUGCGACUUAAACUCUGAAGACAGUGUCAUAGGUGUAGUUAACCAACAUGUUGUAGUUGCUAACAAAGGGCUGCACCCAAAAACUUUCACUAACUCCCCGACUGUACAAAACCAAAAACGUUAUUACUCUUAGUUUAUCAAAUAUUAUCUUUAAUUCAUAUUUUAGUCCUUUUUAUUUCUCCCUUUUUCAGUAGUUUUAUUAGACGUGAUAGUAUUUACUCAAGUAGUGUGUAGAUUUGAACAAAAGCAGUGUGGUCGGUUAAGCGCUAAAGCCAUCAACAUCAUCUGCCCAAUAAAUUUCCUCCAGAUUCCAAUGACAUGCCUGUAGCAUGAGAGAUAUGUUCUGCAGGGGGCCAGAAUCCAGUUGUGGGUAAUUCAGAAAUGUGAUCAAAGCCGGAUAUUGUGUAAAUGACUCCAACAUUGACACCUCUAGUCCUCGUUUACACCGUCACCUUCAAUCUCUGUAGUUAAGGAGAUUCCAGUGAACAUUUUUUUUGCUGGACUUGAAAUGUCUUUUGUUACACGUUCAGUUCUGUAAGAGCAGCAAAAGCUUUUGUUUCGGUUUGACCAAAGUGUUAAAGGCCGACCUGAUCGGCUUAAGUUGUUGGAAAUGUUAUUAGAUCUGUUCACCGGCUAGUAAUCUACAUCUUUUUGUGUCGAUACGUUUUGAUUUAAGAAUGCCAAAAGCUAUUGGGAAAAUAUAAGUCAUCCUUAUUUACAGGUUUAGUUGCCUCUGAGUGUACACGAUUUCACUUCAGUUACUCUCGAGGCAGCAGGAGUAUCAUUUAGCUAAAAACAAGUAGUAGACGGCCACGUUUUAAGAUCAGCACAAAGUCAUCAUGCUUUUCUAUAAGGUUUAGGAAUCUAUCCAGAAAAGAGACAGUUGCUCCAUGUUGUAUUUUGGAAUCUAUUAAAAAACCAGAUAUUUACUUAAUGAAAUGUAAAGCACGAGGAUCACUUUUAAGAACAGAAGAAAACAGGUUAUUUUUUUUUUUGCAAAGUAAUAUGCUAUGGGGGUCCUGCUGCCUGAAAUUAUAAUAUUUUCAAAGAUUAACAAACUGCAUACAAAAGCUGAAUGCAAAAACCUGAUGAUCCAUAGCGCCAGUAUGGGCUGUCAAUGGCAAUAUGACAUAGGCAGCACACAAUAGCUGCUGUCCUGUCUUUUGAUAUUUGAAUAUCACUGACUGACUUUUACUGAUGCAGUCCUCUUGACAUUGGUUUGUGCCUCUCGGCACCAUAAGAGGCACUUAGCGUUAAGCUACGACGUCUGACUGAAAGAUGAAUCCUCAGACUCACUUGACCUCUGACGCUAAUCCAAGGGAAACUAGUAAAGCAUGACACUGUGCUAUUGUGCCUUUUUAUCACCGUUGCAAAUAUACAUAUUAAGUGUAUUCUCACUUUUAGUCUUAUUUUAGUUUGUGUACUUUUCAGUUUUUGUUUUCCCACAUGUAGCCUCCUGCUUUCCUAGAGUCCAACAAUGUGUCCAGCUCACCCAGCACUCCAGGAGUGUGUGACCUGUCCCCCUCAUCUGUUGGUCGAAAAUAGCACCAACCGUUAUCUCCUUUCUCCAGCAGGGGGAGUGGUGUUCUCUGUUCUCCACCUCACCUCAUUCCUGUAGAGAGAAAAAGGCUGAACCUCAACACUGUUCACGUUCCGUUUAUGGAUCUUUCUUUGUCUUUUAGAAAUGUUUUUUGUUUUUGCUUAGAGAAUGGGAAGUUACAUGUCACAAACCUAAAAUAUACUACUUAACUACUCCCUUAAUGGAGUUUUUUUUAUCUCAGGUUCCACUGACAAAGCAUCCCAAAAGGCUCUUCAGAUAAGGCCGUGGAUUCAUGUUACAAAACAAGUAAAAUGUACUGAAAAGCG